AUGAGCAAGAUUCAUCCAGCAUUACUCUAUCUCACCAUUUAUAACCCGACUUUACGUCCCAAUGAAGAGGUGUCCAAAGACGAUGAUGAUGCAGAAGAGCAAGCACAGAUCCUGUUCUACACUUCGCAGGAACGCGCUGCUUCGCGCGACAAGAUGCUAAGGCAGGUCGGACUCGCCAAGGCGCUCGUCGAUUUCUCUGAGAUAUUCCAUCCGAUCGACUCUUACCACAAUGUACAUUCUCAGUCGAGAAGGAUGAUAAUGCUCAACCCUGAACCUGACUUCUGGACUCACGCAGCGGUAGAGCUUGCAAAAACACCGAGGACGCUUGCGCCUAAAUCGAACAAGGGCAAGGGCAAGAGUAAUGGAAAGGACAAAGAAAAAGAGCAAGCAAGUGCUCUGUUACCCUCUUAUGACUAUCACGGCGGCUUGCUUCACGAUUAUGCACUUCAUCCGCACUUCCUCCGGGGAUACGAGCAAUUCAAACUCACGCACGGGUCUUUCACCUCGAUCUUGAAUUUCCUCAGGAAAGAAGCAUUAGCAUUGCAGCUAGAACGGUUAUUCGCUGUAUGGGCAUGGUCCUAG
Messenger RNA from Suillus clintonianus, 582 nucleotides. RefSeq lists its product as uncharacterized. Gene Ontology annotation, cellular component: intracellular membrane-bounded organelle; Mon1-Ccz1 complex. Gene Ontology annotation, biological process: vesicle-mediated transport. Bases 1 to 582 code for a protein of 193 amino acids. NCBI's taxonomy places the organism in Eukaryota, Fungi, Basidiomycota, Agaricomycetes, Boletales, Suillaceae. The record is from RefSeq and is a predicted model, not a curated record. The transcript is spliced from 3 exons.